AAGAGAGGGUGAUGUGCCACAAUGGUCGGAGGACUGACUGCUGUUAUACUUCUAAGUACACUGCAUGUGAUUCGGACCCUCAAGGUUCCUCACCAGACCUCUUUGACUGAGACUAAACUCGGUGAUAAUGUGACUUUAUCAUGUAGACCGUCUGACUCUGAACGAUCGCUCUUUUAUUGGUACAAAAUGAACUUCGGACACAUGAUCCAAAGAGUUUUGAUGGGCAGUUUUAACAAACUAACUCUUGAAGCACAGUUUCAAAACUCAAGAUAUGAUGUCAAAAAAGUGGGGAAUGGUUACGCUCUUGAGAUAAAGAAUGUCAGCAAAGACGACGAAGCAACAUACUUCUGUCAAGUAGGAGCAGCGUACACGAUGGAAUUCAUCAAUGUCACAUUUCUGGCUGUGAAUGAACCUAAACAAAUGCAUCAAGAUGUAAAUGUGAGACAAAGUUCAGAUGUGGAGUUCGUCUCACUGGGCACCGCAGUGAAGCUGCACUGUUCUCUUCUUUCAAAGAACAACGCACAUGUAAAUCAGUGCCCAGAUGAAAACAGAGUUUACUGGUACAGAGCUGGUUCAGAAUCACAUCCAGGAGCAAUUUACAAAAGCAGAUCCACCUGUGACGAUCCGGCCGGAGGGAGCUGUUUCUACCACCUGUCCAAAGCUAUAAACAAAUCCUCGGACGCUGGGACUUACUAUUGUGCGGUGCUCACAUGUGGAGAGAUCCUGUUUGGUAAAGGAACUAAAGUGGAGAUAAAAUCGGAUCUGCAGCUGAUGGUGAUCAUUCUCGGGGCACUGCUGGCCUGCUCUGUACUUGUGAAUAUAACUUUGAUUCUUGCCAGAAGAAAGCAGAAGCCAGUUUGUGACCACUGCAAAGGAGAAGUACCAGCUUCCCAAAAGGUUCUGCAGGAUGGCUCAGCUGUGGAUCAUCAAAGUCAUGUGGAUGCUGAUGAAGAUGGAAUAAACUAUGUAGCCCUGGACUUCCCCUCGAGAAAAGCUAAAAGAUGGAAAAAUAACCGGGAGUCAUCAGAAGACUGUACAUAUUCAAGUAUGAAAUAAUACAAUCAGUAAAGAGCAGUUCCCUAGAAUAGGGAGCGAUAUACAGUUACUAUAUCUAUUUACUGUAAUAUAGCAUUGUGAUAUAGGUUAACAGGCAGCAUUGAAUUAUUAAUUUAAUAAUUAAAUGUUUGUGUUUAUCUUAUGUACAUUUUUCAAUUAUUUCAUCUCUGACUGAUGCUCAUAUAUCUAAAACAUUUUAUUAAAAGUGAAUAUUCCAAUAAA
Messenger RNA from Cololabis saira (Pacific saury), 1278 nucleotides. RefSeq lists its product as uncharacterized. The record is from RefSeq and is a predicted model, not a curated record. The transcript has 6 exons. The coding region runs from base 22 to 1056 and encodes 344 amino acids. Gene Ontology annotation, biological process: response to bacterium. NCBI's taxonomy places the organism in Eukaryota, Metazoa, Chordata, Actinopteri, Beloniformes, Belonidae.